AUGGAUUUCGAUUCCAUUCUGGAGCUGUGCAAUGGCUUCGGUGCGUACCAGAAGAUUAUCAUCGGUGUGCUGCUGUUUCCGGCCACGUUUCCGUGCGCUUUUCACGCCUACAGCCAGUUAUUUUUAGCAGCAAAACCCAACCAUUGGUGUAAGGUGCCAGAGUUUGCAGGACUACAAGGAAACCUUACGCAAUUGCUCAAAAACAUAAGUAUACCUCAUGUUGCUCACGCGGAUGGAUCGCUAGAAUACUCCAAAUGCAUUAUGUAUGCCAGAAACUAUUCCCAAAUCGCUGAAACUUUCGAUUACAGUGGGGGAGACUUUUCACUCCAAGAGCUGCCGGCUCCAGAUCACGACAAGGUCAUCCCGUGUGAGUAUGGUUGGGCCUACGAUCAUUCCAUCUUCAAUUCCACCGUAGUAACGGAGUGGGAUCUAGUGUGCGAUCGGGACUUUGACACCACGUGGGCCCUGAUGAUAUUUGGGUUGGCCGGUUUGAUUGGCAAUCUCGGAUUUGGCUACAUGCAGGACUACUGGGGCCGCAAGCUUUCCUUCUACCUCUGCCUGCUCGUUCAGGUGACGGCCGGUGCCAUCGGUGCGGCCAUGUGGAGCUUCGGUUCUUGGCUAACAACCCGCAUUGUCGUAGGUCUUACCGUUCCGGCCAUUCUGUCGAGCCCGUACAUGCUGGCAAUCGAGCUGGUGGAACCGAAGAGGCGCAAUUUUUGCACCAUCAUCUCCAACAUUGCGUACUCCGUCGGAUUGGUGCUGCUGUCAGUGAUCGUCUACUACGAGCGCGAAUGGCGUUCACUUUCCAUCGCCGUGUCCGUUCCGUUGCUGCUCCUGCUACUGUUCUACACGCUCAUUCCCGAGUCUCCUCGAUGGUUAGCAGCACGCGGUCAGUACGCCAAGGCGCACAAAAUUCUCCUCAAGAUGGCCAGGGUAAAUGGGAAAACAAUCGACCAAGGCUACCGGCAGAUGUUGGAUGAACGCAUAAAAGCGCUUUCGUUGGAGACCGCUCGCGGAAUGGAAGCCACAAAUGAUAAAAUGCCCGACAUCGGACUGGGCCACCUGUUCGCAAAGCCCCAGAUGCGCCGGAAAACAACCUUCGUAGCGUUUAUAUGGCUCACAAACACAAGCGUCUACGUGGGCUUAAGCUACUAUGCUCCGGCACUCGGUGGUGACGAAAUCUUCAACUUCUUUCUCGCCGGGCUGGUGGAAUUACCGACAUACAUCGUACUGUGGCCGAGUCUGAACCUGUUUGGCCGCCGAGGAGUCCUAUUUACGACGAUGGUCAUCGGGGGACUGGCCUGCGCACUGACAAUAAUCCCGCAAGGUCGCAACACGACACUGCUUCUUUACUGCAUUGGCAAGAUGGGUGUUUCGUCGGCGUUUGUCGUCGUCCCGUUAACCGCGUCGGAGAUUUAUCCGACCGUGGUGCGCGGUUUGGGUAUGAGCUUUUGUUCCGUUGUCGGCAUGAUAGGACCAAUCGUGAUUCCGCUUAUGAACUACACGGGCAAGGAAAACGUCGCUAUUCCGUUGGUAAUCAUGGGCCUCGCGCUAACGGCCGGAGGCAUUGCUAGCCUGUUUCUGCCGGAAACUAAAAACAUGCCACUCCCGCAGACCCUUGCCGAUGGGGAGAAGAUAACGUUGACCAACCCGUUCCAGGAUUCGUUCUACAGGAGAAAACGUGCGCGCAUUGCCACCUAGCAUUGUCGGGAUCAAGAAUGCACAUCUUUAACGGGGCGUUUCAAGCGCGGAUCGUUUGGGCAAACGGAUAGGGUUUAGAAUAAGUGUUUGCGAG
Molecule: messenger RNA, 1795 nt
Organism: Anopheles nili
Lineage: Eukaryota; Metazoa; Arthropoda; Insecta; Diptera; Culicidae
Product: beta-alanine transporter
Exons: 9
Coding region: 1-1701 (566 amino acids)
Biological process (GO): transmembrane transport
Cellular component (GO): membrane
Molecular function (GO): transmembrane transporter activity
Source: RefSeq, a predicted model, not a curated record